GUCUAUUAUUUUACAGCAAAUGAAUGGUUAUUAAAUCUUUUUCCGUUUUUCUUUAGUUUCAUGAACAAAAUCAAUUUCAGGUAUAAAAGGAAGAAUUGAUGCUAAGCCAAAAACAGUCGGAUUGCUUCAUUCUCUGGACUAAGAGUAAAGGGAUGUUGAGAAUAUUUUUGCUGUUGCUGGUGACUUUGGAUGGAUGCUUCGGCGGUAAAACGACAAAAUCACCAAUAACUGUGAAAAGUUCAUCAGGGCUUUUUAAUGUGAAUCAAGGAUACAACUACAAUUACCAAGGAUUUAAUUACAAUUAUCAAGGAUUUAAUCAAUACCCGAAUUAUGAUUAUAGUUAUGGAAGUCCAAAUGCUGGAUGGAAUAAUACGAGUCAGUACAACAGUGGAUUAUUUAAUGUGAAUCCAUACAAUAACUUCAAUCAAGGAGGUUUUAUGUCUGGCUAUAAUUCAAGCUAUAAUCCUAAUUAUGGUAAUGCUUACUAUCCUUCAGCUACAGGAUAUCAAGGAUUAAUUCCAAGUUAUUCAUAUCCAUCAUAUGAUUAUUAUCAAAACAAUUACAAUGACUAUGGAACUAAUGAUUAUUACUACUCACAGCCACAAUGGAACAAUUCAUACAAUUAUCCAACUGGCUUAUUCAAUUAUCCAACAAAUAGACCUCCUAAUUCAAUGAUUAGUCAGCCAUAUCCACCAUAUAAUAGCAAUCCAUAUCCAAACAGUCUAUUUCCUCACAGUAGCACUAAAUCACCAUAUUAUUACAAUCCACAGCCUACAUACUAUCCACGAGCGCCAAGAAUUACAACUCCACGUAGAACCAGACCACCAAGAACCACUCGUGCCCCAACAAGACCUAGAUCAACAACAAAACGACAAACAAGACCCCCUCGAACUCGUCGACCACGAACAGAAUCUCCUCUACAGCCUGAUUAUGGACAACAAAAUGAUGGACAACCGAAUAAAAAUAAUGGAAAUAGACAUCAAUAUCGUUAUACUUUUACUGGUGGAAAUGGAUACAAUCUUGUUCGUAUGGGAAAUAAUGGACAGAAGAAGCAGUCUGAUGGUAAUGAUGACGAUGGAAAUGAUAAGCGAAAACGAACUUAUCAUUUCGGAUUUGGAAAGUAGUUUUAAGGUUUGGGGUCACAGUGGAGAGGAUUCUUUGUGUAAAGGGUUUAAAACUGAUUAAAAUGACCAACGUUGCUCGAUUUACGACUUGCAAACCGCUCUGGUGUGCAAGUUGGGCUGGAAAAUCAGUUUAGAGUACAUCAUACCAUCUUUUCCCAAUAAUAUUCUCCUUUUUCCACUUACCCUGUUUUUUCGUUAUAAGCUACUACUCGUUACUAAGCUACUAGUGGCCCAAAAAAAUCACUUUUUUAUUCUUCUAAGCUACUAGCUUAUAACAAAAAAACAGGGUACAUACUUCCUUUAGUUCAAGACGCACAUCCUGAAAUGGCUGUAAAUUCAA
Messenger RNA from Chironomus riparius, 1464 nucleotides. Lineage: Eukaryota; Metazoa; Arthropoda; Insecta; Diptera; Chironomidae. The record is from the annotation of a GenBank genome assembly.